Molecule: messenger RNA, 3746 nt
Organism: Nelumbo nucifera (sacred lotus)
Lineage: Eukaryota; Viridiplantae; Streptophyta; Magnoliopsida; Proteales; Nelumbonaceae
Source: RefSeq, a predicted model, not a curated record
CAUCCUUUUGCCUUCUCCAGCUCCGUUUGGCUUUCUGCGCGUGUGAGAUUUGUGUAGUCACUAUAAGAACGGAGACAGGGAUUGAAGGUUGUUUGCUAUUCGUUUUUGGGUAUUGUUUCUUUUCCGAGCGACCAGGGCCAUUACUCUUGUUGGGCUUUUCGUGCCUCGGGCUCUUUAACAAAGGCAGUCCUCUGGCUCUUUCUGUGUCUGGUCCUGUAAUCGUCACUGUUGUUUCUGAUGGCUCCUAGUCAAAAGAAAGAGAAGAAGGCUGUGAAAAAGAUGGUAAAGGCGACUGAGUGCCCCUUCCCUGAUUUUGGAAGGCAGGUCGAUACUACGGAACUUCUAAUGGAGCGGGAAGUAGUAGCAUCUGUUGAUGGGGAAAGGGGUUUUGGCCCCCAAUGUCGGUGGGCAGGGGCAAGGGUGGUGCGUUUGAUGUCGUUAAGGCUAACGAGUUGAUGUGCCUUUGCGAAUGCUCUGGUCCAUCCGUGUCCUUCAAAUGUCAAGAACCCUGGACCGACAGCUCGAGGUCUCCAACCAGUUAUAUUGCUUGGAUGUGGUAUGUUCUAGAAAAUCCUAUGUACUGCAUGAUGUUGCAAGAUGCUGGUCUUUUACACUUAGUGAAUUGCUACACCGGGCUGAAGGGUCGAGAACGAGUGAAAUACCUGAGACCCCUUUUGGAGCAUUGGUGCUACUGCACACGCACCUUUGUUGGUGCAUUUGGGGAAUUUACAAUCAUGGUGGAAGACGUGUCCGCACUGCUCUGUCGGGGGUUCGCUCUCUACUCAUCAUCUCUAGCAUCUCGAAUCCAUCCCCCAUGAGCUUAGGGAACUCUGCGAUCAGCUUAUCGCAGAAGUGGCUACAUUUAAGGCUCCGGUAGAUAAGACCACGUCUUGCGGCAAGCUGCCUCUGGAGCAGUGGAUGGAAUACUGGUUUGAGAGUCGUGGGGGGAAGGACAUCAUGGUUUGAGGUCCAGAGAGUCGGUGCCAUCUCGCAACUUACAUUCUCUAUGUGGCAUCCCGGUUUCUUUUCCCUGGUUUGCCGAUUACGGGUUACGUACUAUUGUGGUUCCUCUUAUUGUUUUGUCUGCUAGUAGUCACCGGUUACCCCUUGCAUCGAUGUUUCUCGGGUAUUUAUACGAGCAGUUGGACAACACACUUCACCAGAUGAUGGACCCUAGUUGCAAGCACUAGGUCAGUUAUGUCUGUAACCCCUUUCUCUGGAUGUACCUAUGCAAGCACUUUAGUCUCAACGUGGUGCCUUGCGAGCUAUCACCCCUGCGUCUCGAUGUGGACACUUUAGUAGGGGAUGCAUUUGAACACAGAGUAUACGAUGUCUGUCGUGGGAAGCAGUGGCUGUAGGCUACGAGACAUAGGGAUUUCACAACGAACGAUAUCGAUUUUAAGCUUGCAUCGCUCGAUGGUUUUAUCUGGCAGCCUUAUGUCCAGGUCGUCCAACAUGCCAUGCCAUUUUGUGUUGGCAUGCCCGUUCMUGAGGGGGGUGAUCAACAUUGUGCUGUGGAUGGAAGAAAUGCCUCUACUGGUAUAGCCCGGCUAGUGGUGUGACUUGGUGUAGUGGUGCACCUUGAUCAUACCGGUGAGGCACAAUUGUCCGUGUAUUGUCCCGAUCGUGUCCUUCGUCAGUUUGUGUGUGACGACAUAGGUGCUCAGUUUUUGAGUGUCUGGGGAAGACGUCUUCUGGAUGCGGCAUCAGGAGCUCACUUUCCCGGCCUAUCGAGGCUUUCCGUGGCUGGGUAUUUCAGGGUUCAGGGGUGUUAAUCACUUCGGUUGGCAUAUCUUUGCGCUCUUUUCGGUGAUUCUCAGUAAAUGAUAUGGGUAAACCCCCGCCUCUGCCAUGUGUUGGCACCUCUAGAGGGGCAUGUCGCUAACUUGGGUGAGAGUUCAUCUCCAACCUCAUCGCGUUCCCCGGUUAAGAGGGGUGCCAAACGCGGUCGGUCAGGGCUUGCUUUGAGUGAAGAAGAAUCUGCUCAUCCUCUUAUCCCGAAAAGGCGAAGGACAGCGAGGGUGCCUCACGCCAAUCAUCCAAGGUUUGUUGUAGCACCACCUAUUGGACAAUGGGUCACGGGAUGUCAGGCGGAGGUUGGCCGGAAGGAUGUAGCACCUCCUUUAGAAAAGGAGUCUUCACCGGCGGUGGAGCCAACCCAAUUAAUUGUUAAAGCGUCUGUUGAGAAGACUGGCUGUAUCAGAUUUUCUAACGGGCGUAUGAAGAAGAUGGUGUCCCGUUGCCCAAAAUGGGGGUAUGAGGGUGAUGAUUCGGCUGUAGGGAGUGAUGGGGCCCGAUUGGACACUGUGGCUCUGGUGGCUCCUUCUGGUCAAUUGAUGGAAGUUCCGGAUGAGUACCAUAACACUCRUGUUUAUCUUGAAAUGUUAUGGGUAUUUUUUUUUACCAGUGUGGUUUAACUGUUGAACAGUCUUUUGUUUUGAGGCGGGUGGACUCCGAAGAGGAUGUCCCAGGGUUUGUAGGGUUUGGUGUGGUGGACCUGGAGGUAGGUUGCGGUUGUGUUUGGUUAUCUGUUGGUGCAUAAGCAGGAUCGCUGAGUUUGACUAUUUAUAGCUGUCUGUAUCGCAGGCAUUCUUCUCUAAGUAUCUGGUUGGGGCGCCAGACAUGCCCUUUUUUAGGCGUUUGGCCGAGGAAUUGAGAGCCAUGUAAUCCACCAACGUCAAUUCAGUGGUAUCUAAGAGCACUUUGGGUAUCAUCGCUCCUUCGGUGGAUCGGACAACUCAACUAGUUACGAACAUCGGGGUGGCGGUCAAUUGCGCCAGGUCAUCUGAUGUGGCUACUGGUGAUGUCGCAGCUCCUAAAGGGGUGGAGGGUUCAACUCCUAGUGAGUCGCAGUCACCUAUUGCGGUGAGUAGCGCUUCCGGGAUGCAUUUCCAUAGCAUGUUGCUGAUGAUUUUGUGGCGCCUGAGCCAUCAAGUGGUUUGGAACACCACUCGGGAGAUGGGGAUAUGGAGCCUGAGAUUAUAUUUCCAUCCGAGGAAUUGUCAUACGAGGAGGAGCUGGCCCAGAUACGGCAGGAAUUAAUGGAUUACUGUGAUAACCACAGUCUCCCAUUGUUGCACUUUCCAGUGGUGGAUCCGGUGCAGGUUCAGGGCAGAAACAUGCGCUACAACAUUUCCAGCGCAGUUGUUGAGUUUUCGUCAACUGCGAUUCGUGCAGGGUGGUUACCUGAUGGAGGGCUACACCCAGAGAUUGUAGGUCUUGCUCUGAGCACCGUUGCCACAUUGAUGAGUCGUGUAAUGGCGCAACCUUUGGAGAAAUUUUCGUGGAUUGGCUUCGUCUGUUGGUUGGAAGCUUGUCGACCCCUGUCGUUGAUGGGUUUCUUCAUGACCCAAGUUGAGGAGUGUAUAGUGAUGUUGGUGCAUGCCUAUUGGAGAGUCGAAGUAGGCGUUACCAGGGCUGCGAAGAAGAUCGAGGAUUUAAGGGAAGAAUGUGUGCAGCACGAAUGCAUCCUUGAAAAUUAUUAGGCAGAGUUGGAGGACCUAAAGAAAUUUGAGGAAACUAGUGGGGUGUUGGACACCAUAUCUGCCAUGCAGAAAGAGUGGGCCAAAUGAUCAUGGAUUUUUGAUGUAGUGGAGUAUUCCAGGGUUGUCCCAUUUUGUAUGAUAAUUGUGUUAGCUAGUGCAGACUUGAAUUGUGCUCAGUGUUAAUUUUGUCAUAUAUUGCAAAAUUUUGGAUUCUAGACCCGAGUAAUAGUCAACCAUAAGGCUUAUUUCUUGGCUUGUCAA